AUGGAGAUCGACGGCAACGUUCUCGCGGCCAAGUCACUGGUCCGCUUCGGCGUGCGCCACAUGUUCGGCGUGGUGGGGAUUCCGGUGACUUCGCUAGCCAACCGGGCCGUCGCCCUCGGCGUCCGCUUCAUCGCCUUCCACAAUGAACAAUCCGCGGGCUACGCCGCCUCCGCCUACGGCUACCUCACCGCGCGCCCCGGUGUCUUCCUCACCGUCUCCGGUCCCGGCUGCGUCCACGGCCUCGCGGGCGUCUCCAACGCCUCCGUUAACACCUGGCCCACUGUCAUGAUCUCCGGCUCAUGCGACCAGGCCGACGUCGGCCGCGGCGACUUCCAGGAACUCAACCAGAUCGAAGCCACCAAACCCUUCGCCAAACUCUCCGUCAGAGCCUCCGACAUCUCCGAAAUUCCUGCUCGCGUGGCCCAAGUUUUGGAUUGGGCCCAAUCGGGACGGCCCGGUGGGUGCUACUUGGAUCUCCCCACUGAUGUCUUACAUCAAAAGCUAUCAGAAUCCGAAGCGGAAAAACUGUUAACUGAAGCGGAAAAAAACCGCGCGAAACCCGAACCUUAUUCUAUUUCCAAUUCAAAGAUCGAAGAAGCUGUUUCUCUGCUUAGACGCGCGGAGAGGCCGUUGAUUGUGUUUGGAAAAGGAGCUGCGUACGCGCGUGCGGAGCACGCGCUUACGAAACUGGUGGAGGCGACUGGGAUUCCCUUUCUCCCCACUCCUAUGGGGAAAGGGUUGUUGCCGGAUACUCACGCGCUUGCUGCCACCGCUGCCAGGUCACUUGCGAUUGGGAAGUGUGACGUGGCGCUUGUGGUUGGAGCGAGGUUGAAUUGGCUUCUGCACUUCGGUGAGCCACCGAAGUGGUCGAAGGAUGUGAAGUUUAUCUUGGUCGAUGUGAGUGAGGAGGAGAUUGAGCUGAGAAAACCUCACUUGGGUUUGGUGGGUGAUGCCAAGCACGUGAUUGAGGUUUUGAGUAAGGAGAUUAAAGAUGAUCCGUUUUGCUUGGGGAGCACACAUCCAUGGGUGCAAGCGAUUUCGAACAAGGCGAAGGAGAAUGUGGCGAAGAUGGAGGUUCAGUUGGGGAAGGAUGUUGUGCCGUUUAAUUUCUUGACGCCUAUGAGGAUUAUACGUGAUGCUAUUGCGGAUUUGGGGAGUCCUGCUCCGGUAGUGGUUUCCGAAGGGGCCAAUACCAUGGACGUGGGAAGGUCUGUGUUGGUUCAGACCGAGCCCCGGACGAGAUUGGAUGCCGGCACGUGGGGGACCAUGGGGGUUGGUCUUGGAUACUGCAUUGCUGCCGCUGUUGCUUCUCCUGAUCGGCUUGUGGUUGCCGUUGAAGGGGAUUCUGGAUUUGGGUUUAGUGCCAUGGAAGUUGAGACAUUGGUUCGGUAUCAGCUUCCUGUGGUUGUGAUUGUUUUCAACAAUGGUGGUGUGUAUGGUGGUGACCGCAGACGCCCAGAGGAGGUUGAUGGACCUUUCAAAGAUGAUCCUGCCCCCACAGAUUUUGUCCCAAAUGCAGGAUACCAUGCUUUGAUUGAAGCUUUUGGAGGAAAGGGGUAUCUUGUUGCGACGCCUGAUGAACUGAAGUUUGCUCUUUCAGAAUCAUUCUCUGCUCGGAAACCAGCCGUAAUAAAUGUUGUGAUCGACCCGUAUGCUGGUUCAGAGAGUGGGAGGAUGCAACACAAAAAUUGA
Messenger RNA from Sphenostylis stenocarpa, 1692 nucleotides. Lineage: Eukaryota; Viridiplantae; Streptophyta; Magnoliopsida; Fabales; Fabaceae. The record is from the annotation of a GenBank genome assembly.